GGAUACUAUACUGAACAGUGCUUUCUUUUUUCUGAACAGGGGAACUAUUUAAAAGUGUCGCCAUCUAUACUAUUACGAUCACUCAGUAGCAUGUUAAGAGAGGCUGCGACCAAGUGCUGGCGAAUAAAAAUUUGAGGAGGGUAUGACAUCACCCACACGUCAUGGGGAUAUGUACAUGACGUGCUAUGCAUGUCAACUGCAGGGAAAGGGCUAAAAAAUGUCAGUGACGUGACAAACGUUGCUGCCAGAGAUAACAUUCUUUGUACUGCGACUUACAUCGUUCUGAAUAUAACGAUGUUUUUAAUUAUAGCCGUUUUUGUGGAAAUCAAUUGUCAAAAAAUUUCCGUUAUCAACUACCAGUUUACUUUUCACCAUUUACUUGCCCAACUGUCCGGAAUAUCAUAUCAAAAUUUCAUAUUCACAACCCCACGCAGUAUUUGAUACGACGCGGUCAAACAUUGACAAUUUAGCUGCUAAAAUUGUUGGAAAAAAAAUGGUGGUCCUGUCUCAGUCCACUGAACAAACAGUGCUGCCAUCUAUCAUAAGAUAAAUAAACUUACCCAUUAACAAGUGUGUGUUUACCUGAGAUUGACCCUGACCUUAGCCCAUUUUGAUAAAGAGGAACCUAUCGAUAAAUAUUGUGCAAGUCAUCAAAACCAACCAAUCAAGAUGAUAAACUACGUCCUUGUUGAAUUUUCGUGCUAUUGGUUGGUGGUGACUAGUAGAUAAACUUAGGUGUUUUUAGAAUAUUUAGCACAUGCACAAGUCAGUUGAUUUUGGUGUCACCAUGUAAAGUGUAUUGAUCUAUGUUUGACCUGUGUAAAACCACUCACAUUCUAUUCAUAUCUGUGUUGUGUUCACUACAUGGAGUGUUACAGGAAUGUGGUAUUCAAAGGAAUGAAAAUGACAGCAAAUCAGAUAACCACUAACGGAAUCCUGAUCAAGAUUCAAUCGACCCUCAUGACUCAAUUGUGAGAUAUGGCGCCACCGUCUUCAACCGUCUCAGUAUGGCUUGUUUCCGUCCUGACCUUGCUCACGCCAGCAGCCGGGCAAAAGUGUCCACCCGAAUACUGCUCCUUCUGCUUACCGGAGGUCGUCUACUGUUCCGGGUUAAGCCUCGAGGUCACGUCCGACAGCCUGAACUACAUCCUAAUAUACCUACAACGGCCCAUGGGAGGAACUUUAAAGGAGUUUCUACUGCAGAGUGCAAAUGUCAGAGACCUCCGGGGAACGCAGAUCGGUGCGUCAUUACCAAAGCUUACGCAACUUUCAAUCAUAAAAUGUGAUAUCGCCUUCAUCAAUGAAAACACUUUUAAAGGUCUGACAAAGUUGACGGAUCUCUCACUCCGCAACAACAGUUUUAAAAACUUCAGUUUCGCACACCUGAACCCCAUAAAAACUGUCCAGAUAUUUGAUCUGAGUUCAAACAGUAUUAUGCAUGUUGAAAACCCAGCUAAGACUAUAUUCCCCGAAAUGCUAGAACUAAACGUAGGGGACAACCAGCUCAGUUUUAUUGAAAAUGAUUUCUUCUCCAAUUUUCCAAAUUUACACAAGUUGGUGCUAAGGAAUAACCCGUUGCAGAAUUUAACGCAUCUCACUUUCGGUGGCCUUGGAAACUUAUCCUCAUUGGAUUUAUCAAACACUCAACUAGUCUCAAUAGCUGAUGCAUGUUUUUAUGGAUUGUUCAGCCUUCGGUCGCUCGAUUUAGGCCAUUCUAUGAACACAAUGACUGAACAAAAUUUAAACUUGAAAUUUAGAGGAUUAGGCAGUUUAAAACGACUGACUUUGAGGGAUAAUGCAAUACAAAAACUUCCACAUCAGUUCCUGAUCAAAGAGCGCAGAUUUCGAGUAUUACAAUAUCUCGAUCUCUCACAAAACAACAUCACAAGGAUAGAGAACAGAAAAUUCUCAUCUUUACGAAAUUUACAAAUUUUGAAAUUAUCAAAUAUGUUAUCUCCAAUGUUGCCGAUACCGUCCUCCGCAUUCACAGGCUUGUUUAAUCUAACCUACUUAGAUCUACAAGGAAAUAAUUUGACUAUGCUCCCAUUGGCCGCUAUUGAGCCAGUCAAAUUCGCCAAAAUUUCUCUCGCGUAUGGGAACAACUUUCUAUGCAAUUGUAGUCUCCUCCAUUUGAAGAGGGACAUAAUAAACGGAUUGCUCAAGACUGAUAUUCAAUGCCGCAUCAAUGUGGAAAAAAUCUUCCUAUCACAAAUGACGGACGAAGACUUGGGCUGCACAGCGCCAUCUUUGAACGGCGGCAGGAAUGAAACUGUUGUCUACACAACUGUUGGAUCGAUAGCCUUGAUUCUCUGUAAUGCGAGCUCCAUGGAAGAGUUUCCACAAUUGACUUUUCAUGCAGUAGACGGCAACCCUCUCCCUUAUAACAAAUUCCUGGUGCAAACAAACAAAACAAUUACGAUAAUGCCCUACGGGCGAAAACAAUUCACGACCUCGGCAAAGAUUUCUGUCGAAAAUGUCGACAAAGAAAAUUCGGGUUUAGUUGUCUGUUCAGGGAAUACAACAUAUGGGAAAUCGGAAAGUUUCGUCUUGUUACACAUUCAGGAGCAAAAGUCUUCGACAAAUAACUGGACUAUAGGUGUCGUUACCUCUCUUGUGACAAUCUUGGUUGUGAUAAUCGUCAUUGCCGUAGCGAUAACCUGGCAACAGAAAAGAAAUCGGGAGAGACGUCUAGAAGAUGAGAGAAGGAGAAACGUUAGACGGACGAAUAGCUUGUCUUCAAACGAGUCGAACUCAGCGAGAGAAAAUAAUAGUGCUGAGACGCCAGCUGUGCCACAACCUGUGAUAUCAGAAACAUCUUUAUAAUCUGCUUUUAAAACCAAUUCGCUGCGGCAGCCAUUUUUACCCGGUGAGAUAUUGUGUAAAGCAUAGUUUUAUCUGAAAGGUCAAAAAUGUUCAUAAGUGUUGCCAUCUAUACUAUUUGGAUGAAACUAAUAUUCCCCAAAGAGAGACGCAAGCUGCGACCAAGUGCUGAUUAUUUUUUAGAAUUUUAGUGGGGCAUGACAUGACAUGUGAUGUAAUGCAACUACCCCUAGUACAUGUUUAAUGCUAAUUAGAAAACGUGUCUAUAAAACGGUUGUGGGCGCUAAGGUUCCGGACAUAGAAAACGCCACCUGCCAUCAAGCCAAGGUACUAGACUAGCACAUAGUAGUAUUAUAUCAAUUACAGCAGCAGUGUAUUAAUGGCAGUAUUCAUCUGCCUGUCAACCUGAUCAGACUUUCUAUUUAUGAAUGCCACUCACAGCUGAUCUCAUCUCCAAGCCUGAAUCCUGGCACUUCAGUAGUACCAAUUAUGAUCAGGGCCUGACCAUACUCAGGUAGUUAUGGGUUUAUGUUAUAUCUGGCAAUGAGCUUGAUGCUCGUUAUGAUGCAUUGGGCUGUAGCAGCAGGUAUAGGCAGAUGAAUACUUCUUUAAUAUAUUGCUGAUUAUAGGUCUAUACUCACAUAUAAGACUAGAACAUUGCCAUACUUGUUGCCUUAGAAUAUUUUUUUGGUUAGAUUGUGAAUAAAAUAUAUAAGGUUAUUCCAUAAAAUGGA
Molecule: messenger RNA, 3554 nt
Organism: Lineus longissimus
Lineage: Eukaryota; Metazoa; Nemertea; Pilidiophora; Heteronemertea; Lineidae
Product: leucine-rich repeat-containing protein 70-like
Exons: 2
Coding region: 979-2823 (614 amino acids)
Molecular function (GO): protein binding
Source: RefSeq, a predicted model, not a curated record